Penicillium pulvis is the source of this 380-nucleotide messenger RNA. RefSeq lists its product as uncharacterized. NCBI's taxonomy places the organism in Eukaryota, Fungi, Ascomycota, Eurotiomycetes, Eurotiales, Aspergillaceae. The record is from RefSeq and is a predicted model, not a curated record. The coding region runs from base 30 to 218 and encodes 62 amino acids. The transcript has 2 exons.
CGCUGUGUUUCUAUACCACAUAUUAUACAAUGGAUCAAAUCAAAUCCCAAGGUGUCAAGUCACAACCCGUCGGCAAGGACGGCAAGCCUCUCCAGAGUAUCGAGUCAUACCAAGCACACUGGGCUCAGCUCAUGGAAGAUACCAACUUGAAAAUCCAACAAAUUAGAGAGGAAGAACAGCGAAGGGCAGACCAGCAAGCCCAGUCCUCGGGCCGAUGAUUUCCAACUAUAACGCUCUAUGACGGUCGCGAUGCAAUAUGAAUGGAGUUCAGCGGGGGUUCUAGGAUGGAUACAUUCUUUUCUUUUCUUGUCUAUAUCAUUUUUUCAUGCUUGCGUUGCAUAUUCAGGCGAGUGAAGUAUGGGGAACUCCCAGAUUCCAGG